GCAGCGCCGAGACCUCAGCCGCCAAGCCCCGCCCUCCGCCCCAGGCUCUGUCCUGGGGCUCGCCUGAGGCCCACCACCCGCACCCCACCCCUAGUGGGCUUGCUCGAGGCCCACCUGCUCCCCACUUCCCGCAAAUCCCAGUAGGCUCGCCCUCGCUGACUCCCUGCCCCCGCGUCAACUGCAAGGGGCCCGCCCACAGCCAGUUCCGGGGCGGUUGCUCCCACCGACCGGAACUCCCCGCCCCCUCCCGCGGCCCCGGGGCCGUAGGAGGCAGCAGUGAGGAGGUAGAGGGGGCGGGGGUCGCGCUAGGGUGUCCCUGGAGAACAGGGACUCUGAAGGCGAGACAUUGGGGCGACUCCCGGGUGGGGCCAGCCAUUAAAUAGUCCCACUUCUUCUGUGCCAGGCACUCUGAACUGGGCUCUUGACUGGCAUCAUCUCUUAAUCCUCAGAGCAUCCCAGGGAGCUCCACAGGAUCCCCAUAUCCUGGGCCAUGAGUGAGUUGAAAGACUGCCCCUUGCAGUUCCACGAUUUCAAGUCUGUGGAUCACCUGAAGGUCUGUCCCCGCUACACGGCAGUGCUGGCGCGCUCCGAGGACGAUGGCAUCGGCAUUGAGGAGCUGGACACCCUGCAGCUGGAGCUUGAGACCCUGCUGUCUUCUGCCAGCCGGCGCCUGCGCGUGCUUGAAGCCGAAACCCAGAUCCUCACCGACUGGCAGGAUAAGAAAGGUGACCGUCGAUUCCUGAAGCUGGGUCGAGACCAUGAACUUGGAGCUCCCCCCAAACAUGGGAAGCCCAAGAAGCAGAAACUGGAAGGGAAGGCGGGACAUGGGCCAGGCCCUGGCCCAGGACGGCCCAAAUCCAAAAACCUUCAGCCCAAGAUCCAGGAAUAUGAAUUCACUGAUGACCCUAUCGACGUGCCACGGAUCCCCAAAAAUGAUGCCCCCAACAGGUUCUGGGCUUCAGUGGAGCCCUACUGUGCUGACAUCACCAGCGAGGAAGUGCGCACACUUGAGGAGCUACUGAAGCCCCCAGAAGAUGAGGCUGAGCAUUACAAGAUCCCACCCCUGGGGAAGCAUUACUCCCAACGCUGGGCCCAGGAGGACCUGCUGGAGGAGCAGAAGGAUGGGGCCCGGGCAGCGGCUGUGGCUGACAAGAAGAAAGGCCUCAUGGGGCCACUGACCGAACUGGACACUAAAGAUGUGGAUGCCCUGCUGAAGAAGUCUGAGGCCCAGCACGAGCAGCCAGAAGAUGGGUGCCCCUUUGGUGCCCUGACCCAGCGCCUCUUGCAGGCCCUGGUGGAGGAAAAUAUUAUUUCCCCUAUGGAGGACUCUCCUAUUCCUGACAUGUCUGGAAAAGAAUCAGGGGCUGACGGGGCAAGCACCUCCCCUCGCAAUCAGAACAAGCCCUUCAGUGUGCCGCAUACUAAGUCCCUGGAGAGCCGCAUCAAAGAGGAGCUCAUUGCCCAGGGCCUUUUGGAGUCUGAGGACCGCCCCGCAGAGGACUCUGAGGAUGAAGUCCUUGCUGAGCUGCGCAAACGGCAGGCAGAGCUGAAGGCACUUAGUGCCCACAACCGCACCAAGAAGCAUGAUCUGCUGAGGCUGGCAAAGGAGGAGGUAAGCCGGCAGGAGCUGAGGCAGCGGGUGCGCAUGGCUGACAAUGAGGUCAUGGACGCCUUUCGCAAGAUCAUGGCUGCCCGGCAGAAGAAGCGGACUCCCACCAAGAAAGAAAAGGACCAGGCCUGGAAGACUCUGAAGGAGCGUGAGAGUAUCCUGAAGCUGCUGGAUGGGUAGCCCUCACCCUUGCCUCAGGCUGCCUUCUGGGGGAGGGGAGGGGAGGCCCACUUCCUUCUUUGGGCACAGGAAGCAUUGGCCUGUGGCUGUCCCUCAAAUGGUGGCAGUCUCUAGAGGACUGUGGCCCUUCCUCUGAGGUCUUUUGGCCUGCCUAGCUCUGCACAGCCAGGACAUAGGAAGCCCUGCUGGGUUGGCCUGGGCCCUAGUCUGCUUGGUUCUCAAGAUGAGGUUGGGGGGGUAUUUCGUUUCUGGAUCUUCCUCCUCCCUCUCUUUACCAUCCCCGACUCCCUAACCCCCUACUUCUGUCUCCCCCUGAAGGACUUCUCCCUUGUGGUUUUGUAAAGUGCAAACUUAAGAAUAAAGUGACUGCUGUGGUUUUUCAAAAAAAA
Cebus imitator (Panamanian white-faced capuchin) is the source of this 2178-nucleotide messenger RNA. RefSeq names its product transcriptional adaptor 3 (gene TADA3). Gene Ontology annotation, biological process: regulation of transcription by RNA polymerase II. Gene Ontology annotation, cellular component: SAGA complex. NCBI's taxonomy places the organism in Eukaryota, Metazoa, Chordata, Mammalia, Primates, Cebidae. Bases 491 to 1789 code for a protein of 432 amino acids. The transcript is spliced from 9 exons. Gene Ontology annotation, molecular function: transcription coactivator activity. The record is from RefSeq and is a predicted model, not a curated record.